Anneissia japonica is the source of this 386-nucleotide messenger RNA. RefSeq names its product 5'-nucleotidase-like. NCBI's taxonomy places the organism in Eukaryota, Metazoa, Echinodermata, Crinoidea, Comatulida, Comatulidae. The transcript has 2 exons. The record is from RefSeq and is a predicted model, not a curated record. The annotation marks the transcript as partial. Gene Ontology annotation, biological process: nucleotide catabolic process. Gene Ontology annotation, molecular function: hydrolase activity.
GUCGUAUUACAAUCGGCGAUUUGAACAUGGUGUUACCGUUUGGCAACACAGUUGAUAUCGUUGAGAUUAAAGGAAAAUACAUUCGCGAAGCACUUGAAUUCUCAGUGUACAAGUACGGCACGGACUAUAUGGGAGGAGAGUUCCUACAAAUGACAGGCUUACAUGUAACAUAUGAUGUUACAAAGCAACCAGGUAGUAGGGUUGUUUAUGUGGAGGCCGUUUGCACAGAAUGCACAGUUCCAGAAUACAAACCACUCGUAGAUGACGAGAUAUACAAUAUUAUAGUAAGCGAUUACAUAGCAAACGGCGGCGAUGGUUACUCGAUGAUUAGCGAUAACAAACUGUCAUAUGUAACAGGUAAUUUGGAUUCUCAUAAAGACUUGUGA